UUUCAAAUGAAACGGUGAUCAAGUAAGCAUUGAAACCAAUUUCGCCUCGCUUUGUGUUCGGUCGUGCUUUCGUUUUGUCACAAGUUUGCCGGCUUUCAAUGAGUUAACACAAAAAAGUGAAUGUGAAAUUUCGUCAAAAUUUUCUGUGUAGUUAAUUUAUUUUAACAGAGCCCAAAAGCCAGCUCACGCAUACAGGGCACGUGAAGUUGACAACUUGUCAUCGUAGCAGAAAAACUAAAAAAUAGAAGUACACAAAAUUAACAAUUAAGAAGGAAACUACACAAAAAUCGUUAAAAUGAGUAAGGCAGAUUCGAACUCGCGUCAGGGCUCCUACAAAGCCAACUCCAUCAACACCCAGGACUCGCGCAUGCGCCGCCAUGAGGUGACCAUCGAGUUGCGCAAGUCAAAGAAGGAGGACCAGAUGUUCAAGCGCCGGAACAUCAACGAUGAAGAUCUUACCUCGCCGCUAAAGGAGCUCAAUGGCCAGUCGCCGGUGCAGCUAUCUGUCGAUGAGAUCGUUGCUGCCAUGAACAGCGAGGAUCCGGAGCGCCAGUUCAUCGGCAUGCAGUCGGCACGCAAAAUGUUGAGCCGGGAGCGUAAUCCACCCAUUGACCUGAUGAUCGGCCAUGGCAUCGUGCCCAUUUGCAUUCGCUUUCUACAGAACGCCAACAACACCAUGCUGCAGUUUGAGGCGGCCUGGGCUUUGACCAAUAUCGCCUCUGGUACCUCCGAUCAGACGCGUUGCGUCAUCGAGCACAAUGCCGUGCCGCAUUUCGUGGCCCUGCUACAGUCUCAGUCCAUUAAUCUGGCCGAGCAGGCCGUUUGGGCCUUGGGCAACAUUGCCGGCGAUGGAGCAGCAGCUCGCGAUAUUGUCAUCCAUCACAACGUCAUCGACGGCAUCUUGCCGUUAAUCAAUAACGAGACGCCGCUCUCAUUUCUGCGCAACAUCGUCUGGCUUAUGUCCAAUCUGUGCCGUAACAAGAAUCCCUCGCCGCCGUUCGAGCAGGUGAAACGUCUUCUGCCAGUCCUAUCACAAUUGCUGCAAAGCCAGGACAUUCAGGUACUGGCCGAUGCCUGCUGGGCCCUGUCCUAUGUGACGGACGAUGACAACAGCAAGAUCCAGGCUGUGGUCGAUUCGGACGCCGUGCCACGCCUGGUCAAGCUCCUACAAAUGGACGAGCCAAGCAUCAUCGUGCCUGCACUGCGCAGCGUAGGUAAUAUAGUGACUGGAACGGAUCAACAGACUGAUGUAGUAAUUGCCUCUGGGGGACUGCCCAGGCUGGGAUACCUCCUGCAGCACAGCAAGAGCAACAUUGUUAAGGAGGCUGCCUGGACAGUCAGCAACAUAACGGCAGGUAAUCAGAAGCAGAUCCAGGCCGUGAUUCAGGCUGGCAUUUUCCAGCAGCUCCGCAACGUGCUGGAGAAGGGCGACUUCAAGGCCCAAAAGGAGGCUGCCUGGGCGGUGACAAAUACCACAACCUCUGGCACGCCGGAGCAGAUCGUCGAUUUGAUUGAAAAGUACAAAAUCCUCAAGCCAUUUAUUGAUCUGCUGGAAGCCAAGGAUCCGCGCACCAUCAAGGUGGUGCAGACUGGACUGUCGAAUCUUUUCGCCCUCGCCGAGAAGUUGGGCGGCACCGAGAACCUCUGCCUGAUGGUCGAGGAGAUGGGCGGCCUGGACAAGCUGGAAACGCUGCAGCAACACGAAAACGAAGAGGUCUACAAAAAGGCCUACGCCAUCAUCGACACAUACUUCAGUACCGGAGAAGAUGAGGCCGAGCAGGAGCUGGCCCCACAGGAGGUCAACGGAGCCCUCGAGUUCAAUGCCACUCAACCCAAGGCACCCGAAGGGGGCUACACUUUCUAGACUAACCCAAAAAAAUCUUUUCGCCGCAUACACUUAGUACAUAAGACGCCCAGUUUCCUUUGAGCUGCGACCGCGCUCACACAUUAAUCUAAUUGCCAUUAGCAAUGCCAUUGCACAACAAACCCAUACAUUCCCAAAUCACUAGGAGGCAUGAUAUUCGAUUCGGGCAGGCAGAAGAUAAUGCCAUACACUAAUUUUCGUUUCUCUUAAAUCAUUACCAACAUUGUCUCUCAAAACUCCAUAACCGCGUGUGAUAAAUUUCCGGCGAUGCCUGGUAGAACGGAUCUCUUGGCUUUCCACCGCUGCAAUCUCCAGGACAGCUGUGCUGACCAGGUUGCUAUCCAGAAUCCGUAUGCCAUGGCCACCGCCGCCUGUAUGUGUGCGUGCUGGGCUUUUUUACGAACUCACUUUCAAAACAUUUUUAGGCUGUUAGUAUUUAUUUAUGUAAACACGAUAUGCUUUUAAUCCCCUAUCGCAAGCAUUACAACAAUCACUCGAAACCCCAUA
Molecule: messenger RNA, 2371 nt
Organism: Drosophila serrata
Lineage: Eukaryota; Metazoa; Arthropoda; Insecta; Diptera; Drosophilidae
Gene: Pen
Product: karyopherin subunit alpha
Biological process (GO): protein import into nucleus
Cellular component (GO): cytoplasm
Molecular function (GO): protein binding; nuclear import signal receptor activity
Source: RefSeq, a predicted model, not a curated record